AUGAAGCGCAAGGCCGAGGCAACCUCCCAGAACGGCCGGAGCGACAUCGGCCUGAAGAAACCCAAGACUUCCCUCUCUCCCGAAAAAGCCAAGGAGCGAUUCCGCAAGGGUCUCUUUGACCAGGAUGUGACCGACGCCUACACCGCGGAAUACGCCAAUUCCGCGCCUUACAAGCAUGCUGUGAUCCACCAGCUCGUCGACGACCAGCUGCUCCGCAACGUACGCACCGAGAUCAGGGAAAACGUCAGUUUCACUCCCAAGGAAACCGACAUCUACAAGAUCCACCAGUCCGGCGACCUUGCCAACCUCGACGGCUUGGACGAUGAGUCGCUCUCCAAGCUGCCGUCGCUCAAGUCCCUUCGCGAUGCCAUCUACUCGGAGACGUUUCGCAACUAUGUGUCCCACAUCACGAAUUGCGGCCCGUUGAGCGGGAAGAAGACGGAUCUGGCUAUCAACAUCUACACCCCCGGGUGCUUCCUCCUCUGCCAUGACGACGUCAUCGGCAGCCGCAGAGUCAGCUACAUUCUCUACCUUGUUGAUCCAGACACCACCUGGAAACCUGAGUGGGGUGGUGCGCUGCGCCUGUUCCCCGUCCAGGAGAUCGAGGGCAAGGACGGCGAGGUCGCAAAGACGCCUCUUCCUGACCCAUCCAAGGUGAUUCCCCCCGCCUGGAACCAGCUCAGCUUCUUCGCCGUCCAACCGGGUGAGAGCUUCCACGACGUCGAGGAAGUGUACCGCGCCGAGUCUGCCGAGCAGCUCGAGAAGGAUGGCGGCCGCGUCAGGAUGGCCAUCAGCGGCUGGUUCCAUAUCCCCCAGCUCGGUGAGGAUGGGUACAUUAAAGGCGAGGAGGAGAGGAACGCCAAGAACAGCGGCUUGAUGCAGCUGCAGGGCAACCCCGCGCAGUACGACACCCCCAAGGCUUCCCCUGUCAAGGUCGAGAAGCCAGCCUCCAGCGAUUCGGAGUUUGAAGAGGCGGACCUCGAGUUCUUGCUCAAGUACAUCUCGCCAAACUACCUGACCCCCGACCUUCUGGAGCAGGUCUCCGAGCAUUUCGAGGAAAACUCUAGCAUCACACUGACAGAUAUCCUGUCCAAGAGUUUCUCCCAGAAGCUCAAAGACUACAUUUCCGAACAGGACAAGAAGCCUCUUCCUGAAGACAGCGCCGAGCUGGAAAAGACCACACCUUGGAAGGUAGCGCGACCACCUCACAAGCUCCGCUAUCUUUACCAACACCCCAACGGCCCAGACGGCAUUCGCACGUCGCAGGACGAGUCUCCCCUGACAGAGCUUCUUGAUGUGUUCUUGCCCAGUCGCCAGUUCCGCCACUGGCUCCAACUGGCAACCGGCACGACCAUUGAGGCGCAUGACAUUAUCGCCCGUCGUUUCCGGCCCGGAAAAGAUUACACACUGGCCACCGGCCACGACGGCAAGGCCCGACUUGAGUUUAACCUUGGUAUCACACCCUCUUCUGGCUGGGGCGAGGAAGAAGAAGAGGACGAAGAAGAAGAUGAAGAAGACGCCGAGGAACAGGAUGGCGGGGCGGCCAGCACAAAUGGCAAGGGGAAAGAGAAGGCCAAGCCGGACGUUAAUCCACCCGAGGAAGACGACGUCGGUGGCCACGAAGUCUACAUGGCCGGUGCCGACGACGCAGACGAGGACGCGGCGGUCUACAACACCGCCGCCGCCGACGACGACAACAUCCUCUUCUACCAGAAUGCCGCCUGGAACAAGCUCACCCUCGUCCUCCGGGAUAGCGGGGUUCUCAAAUUUGUCAAGUACGUCAGCCAAAGCGCCAAGGGCGAUCGAUGGGACAUUUCCGGCGUUUUCGAGGUCGAGGACGAGGACGAGGCUGGCCCUGCUUGA
This is a messenger RNA of Clonostachys solani, 1863 nucleotides long. The record is from the annotation of a GenBank genome assembly. Lineage: Eukaryota; Fungi; Ascomycota; Sordariomycetes; Hypocreales; Bionectriaceae.